AACAAAUUCUUUGACUCAGAAUCAUUGAAAUAAACAGAAUUGAGCUGAAAUCUUCACUCAAUUUUCUGUUAUCAUACUUAACCCUCUUAUUUUUUUUCCAUUGUUACGAUAAUUCAGUCAAUCAAAAGUUAUCAGGAAAUACAUUGUGUCUAAAUUACCAUCAUCAUCUCUAACCAUCCAUAAUUAGUAGUCUAAAUUAUCAACAAUCAAUAAAUUGUAACAACAAUCUCGAGGAAAAAAAUAUCUGGUUCCUUGUUUAUGUUAUCAUUUUAUUUUCAUCUUAUCAAAACAAUCUCAUUCUAUCAGCCAUUUAAAUAUUUGCCUUCCUUAUGACAGUUCACCUGAAACUGUCAUCAUCUUCAUCUUCAUCAUCAACAGUUUCAUCUUUAUCUCCAUCAUCAUCAUCAUCAUCAUCAUCUAUCAACAGUAACAACGUGCCUAUUACAUUAUCUAAUGAUACAUAUGUAUUUUCAAGUGAUUCCGUGAGUGUUUACAUGAAUCAUUGUUAUUAAAUUAUUUCCAUUCAUUAAGAGUUAAUUUCACACACCCAAAUAAUUAGAUAAUCAUUAACAAUUAUCCAUCCAGGAAAUUUGAAUAAUUUAAUUGGAAUCAACUUUAAAUCAACAUUAAACUAAAUGUAAAUGUUUACUUUCCAUCCACAAGUUAAAUUAUCGAGAUUUAAAGUUUGCAGAAAUUUUUUUUCUUCCUCUUGAUUAAUCAAUAUACUCUUCGCGAUUUGGUUAAUUGUUUACAAUUUGCUUCAUGUUUUCUUUAUUUUUCUCUUGCUGUUAAAUGCAAUCAGUGUUUAUUUGCAAUUCUAUUGAGAAUUCAGAAAUAAAUCAGAUAUUAGUUUGUGAACUUUAUCAUGAAUUUGAACAAGGAAUCAAUUGAAAGGUCACUUCUUGAUUCAGAGAUGGGAUUAUCAGGUGGGAUUGACGGUAAUCCUAAAUUACAACAUCAAUCACCACAAUUUAAUCAACAACAGGGUUCAAAUAUUGAUCCAUCUCAACCUCAAAUCCAACCACAAUCCCAACAACAGUCACAACAAGUUGCUGGUUUAAAUUAUGCUCGAAAUAUUGAUUUGACACUUUCAGGUUCGGGUAAAUCGCCUCGAGGUAAAAAACUGUUCACCGGCAUUGGUGAAUCAGUUACAUCGUCAAUAUGUUCUAGUCAAGGGAUACCCGGUUUAACUUCAAACACGGUUGGUCUUAUAACGGGAUCGGGUUGUGAGUCUCAUCGAAAGUUAAUUAAACGGAAAAGCGGUGACAGUGGUAAGAAUGUUAAAAAUAGUCCAACUCUUGGGUCAGAGAAAGGGUUUAAUGGUAGUGGUCAUCAUAAUCAUCAUCAUCAUCAUCCAACUCCCCAUCAUCAUGUAAGCUCCACUCAUGGUGGGGUAGCCUCACAGGCCAGUCUUCCGUCCAAUCCUUAUAAACCUUUAAAUGCAUUUGAAAAGUCUUACUUACUCGCCGUUGAGAGAGGUGACCUGGGUGGUGUUUCUCGAAUGCUAAGUACGGCACCCGAAGAUUUUAACAUUAACUGUUGUGACCCAUUGGGUCGAAGUGCCCUUCUCAUGGCCAUCGACAAUGAAAAUCUGAACAUGAUCUGCGCUUUACUUGAUCAAGGUGCCGAAAUGAGAGAUGCUCUUUUGCAUGCAAUCAAUGAAGAGUUUGUUGAAGCCGUUGAACUUUUACUCGACCAGGAAGAUGCAAUUUGGGAAGAGGGGACACCCCAUUCAUGGGAAGCGAUCGAGCGGGAAACUUUCACCUCGGACAUAACCCCGCUCAUCUUGGCCGCACAUAAAAACAAUUAUGAGAUAAUUAAGAUUCUUCUUGAUCGAGGUGUCUCACCGAUCCCUUCACCACACGAUGCUCACUGUGGCUGUCGGGAAUGUCGAGAGGCUCGAGCCCAAGAUUGUCUCCGUCAUUCAAGAUCACGAAUCAACGCUUACCGAGCAUUAGCUUCACCCUCACUUAUCGCACUUUCCUCAAAAGACCCGAUUCUAACCGCUUUUGAACUAAGUUGGGAUCUUCGUCGUCUCUCUUUCCUCGAACCCGAAUUUAAAACUGAAUAUCAAGAACUGAGAAAACAGUGUCAAGCUUUUGCCACCGCUCUUCUUGACCAUACACGAACCACCCAUGAACUUGACGUUCUCCUAAACUAUGACCCAACCGGUGACACCUCUGAUUCUCAUGGUAAAAUGAACCUUUUACGCCUUAAAUUUGCCAUUCGAUGUAAACAGAAAAAGUUUUGUGCCCAUGCGAAUGUACAACAAUUAUUAGCUUCCAUUUGGUAUGAGGGUUUACCUGGUUUUCGUCGGCGUAACAUUGUCGUUCAAACCGUUGAGAUCCUUUUGAUUGGCCUUCUAUUUCCGUUCCUAUCACUUGCAUACAUCCUAUUUCCGGGUACAAAUAUUGGUCAAGUGAUUAAAAAACCUUUCAUCAAGUUUAUCUGUCAUUCAGCAAGUUACGUAACCUUUUUGAUAUUAUUGGCCUUGGCUUCACAACGGAUUGAGACAAAUGCAUUUGAUAUUUUUGGUGUUUCGUCAAAGGAAGAGGCGAUUACCAAACGAGGGGCACCGCCGACACUCAUUGAGCUCAUGGUUUUAGCUUGGGUCAUAGGGUUAAUCUGGAGUGAGAUUAAACAAUUAUGGGAACUUGGAUUAAUGGAUUAUCUAAGUGACAUGUGGAAUAUAUUAGAUUUUAUUACUAAUUCACUUUAUGUGGCUACAAUUACAUUACGAGUCAUUGCCUACGCACAAGUGA
Molecule: messenger RNA, 2762 nt
Organism: Panonychus citri (citrus red mite)
Lineage: Eukaryota; Metazoa; Arthropoda; Arachnida; Trombidiformes; Tetranychidae
Product: transient receptor potential-gamma protein-like
Exons: 3
Biological process (GO): calcium ion transmembrane transport; manganese ion transport; regulation of cytosolic calcium ion concentration
Cellular component (GO): cation channel complex; membrane
Molecular function (GO): store-operated calcium channel activity; inositol 1,4,5 trisphosphate binding; protein binding
Source: RefSeq, a predicted model, not a curated record